UGUUUUCAUUGGAAACUGAGCUCAUUUUAUUCACGGGGGGACACAUUUCAGUGCUACACUGAAAGUAGCACGGAUGUAAUUUGAUGCAGCGCAUGUUCUUGUUCCGGUCUCUUUUUCCGCUGCCACCGGACGAAAAUGACGAAGGGGACAUCAUCUUUCGGUAAGCGCCGAAACAAGACGCACACCCUGUGCCGUCGCUGUGGGGCCAAAGCCUAUCACCUGCAGAAGUCCUCCUGUGGCAAGUGUGGUUACCCCGAAAAGCGCAAGAGGAAAUACAACUGGAGUGCUAAGGCUAAGAGGAGGAACACCACCGGAACUGGCCGCCUGAGACACCUGAAGGUUGUCUACCGGAGAUUCAGGAAUGGUUUCCGGGAGGGCACCACCCCCAAACCCAGACGUGCUGCUGUGGCCGCCUCCAGCUCAUCCUAAAUGAUACGUUUUGUUGUUUAAAAUAAAUGGGACGUUAAACAGGAGUUUCAGAGUCGUGUCGUGAUUUUUAAGAUCUGGUGAUGUUGUUCCAGUGUUUGCUUUAAGCUGAUGUUGGUGGACGGCUGUACAGUUUACAAUCGGAUGUAACUGAUAUCAAUAAAGUUUUUAUUGUCA
Molecule: messenger RNA, 603 nt
Organism: Nothobranchius furzeri (turquoise killifish)
Lineage: Eukaryota; Metazoa; Chordata; Actinopteri; Cyprinodontiformes; Nothobranchiidae
Gene: rpl37
Product: ribosomal protein L37
Biological process (GO): translation
Cellular component (GO): cytosolic large ribosomal subunit; ribosome
Molecular function (GO): structural constituent of ribosome; RNA binding
Source: RefSeq, a predicted model, not a curated record